This is a messenger RNA of Theobroma cacao (cacao), 1730 nucleotides long. NCBI's taxonomy places the organism in Eukaryota, Viridiplantae, Streptophyta, Magnoliopsida, Malvales, Malvaceae. The record is from RefSeq and is a predicted model, not a curated record.
GCCCUACUUGGCCAAAAGAAGUUGAAAAAACCCCGGGUUUUAGCUGCUUCAUGCUCUCUCCCUCCGCUCCUUCAGCUUCACUGGAAAACCUGAUCCUUCACUCUACAAUUUUUCUAUCAGAAGAAUCUCGCUGUCUAAGUCAAAAUAUCUUUUGGGUUAGUCUUCUUGUUCUCAACUUUAUUGCUUAAAUAUUCAUGGGAUUAGUGAUUCUUUUUUUCCCCUCUAUCUGCUUUGAAUGUGUAUCCAUUUUCAUGAAUUUGGGUCUUUCUGGUAUUUUAUGGGAUAGUUUAUUCUUAGUAAAUUUUGGGUAUGUGGUAAAUAUUUUUGUGUGGAAACUUUUGACCGUUAGGAGAAAUUUAUAAUAGUUGAAAUGCUUUGGCUUUUGGGGACUAAAGUUUGGUACUUUAGUUACAUGUUAAACCAUUUUGUUUAUCUAAGUAAUUCAUAAAAUAUCGAAGCUUUUUUAAUGAAUGAAAUAUAUUUUCAGUCUUGACAGGUAAUUGCUUUUUUAUUGGCUCAGCAUAUAAAAUUUAAUAUAUUAAGGAUGUUGCUUACGGAUCCUUCAAAGAAGAUUUCUUUUAAUCGGUGCAUUAGAGAUGGAGACUUAGUUAUUGUCUAUGAGAGGCAUGACAGUAUGAAGGCUGUUAAAGUGUGUAAGAAUUCGGUUCUUCAAAAUCGUUUCGGUGUGUUUAAACAUUCAGAUUGGAUUGGGAAGCCAUUUGGGUCCAAAGUGUUUAGCAACAAGAAUGGAUUCGUUUACCUAUUGACUCCAACACCAGAGUUAUGGACUUUAGUUUUAAGUCACAGGACCCAGAUUCUCUAUAUUGCGGAUAUUAGCCUUGUGAUUAUGUACUUGGAAAUAGUUCCUGGUUGUUUGGUUCUUGAAUCAGGGACUGGAAGUGGAUCUUUAACAACCUCACUUGCAAGGGCUGUGGCUCCAACAGGACAUGUUUAUACAUUUGAUUUCCAUGAACAGAGGGCUGCCUCAGCUAGAGAGGAUUUUGAGAAGACAGGCAUAAGCACAUUAGUCACUGUGGGAGUCAGAGAUAUUCAGGGUGAGGGAUUUCCAGAUGAAUUUUCUGGGUUGGCAGAUUCUGUAUUUCUAGACCUACCACAACCUUGGCUGGCCAUUCCUUCAGCUGGAAAAAUGUUGAAGCAAGAUGGAAUUUUGUGCUCCUUCUCACCAUGCAUCGAACAAGUGCAACGCUCAUGUGAAACUCUUAGAUCAAACUUUACAGAUAUAAGGACCUUUGAAAUACUGCUUCGCUCAUAUGAUGUUCGUGAAUGGAGAAUGGAUUGCUCCAAGGUUGAUGAAGGUACUUCCGUUGCAUGUCCUCCAUGCAAGAGGAGGCAGCCUUCAGGUGAAGGAAGUGUGAGGGACCACCAAAGUUCUCCAGCAGUCAUGGCUCGGCCAUCUGCUGAGGCUAGAGGGCAUACUGGAUAUUUGACGUUCGCUAGACUUAAAUGCAUCUUGUGAAAAACAUUUACUCAUACCAUCUCUAUUCAAGAGUAUAGUGAGAUUUUGUAUCCUUGUAUUAUGAUUAGUUCUGACCUCACUCAAUGACUAAAUUCUUUAUUCCUUAUUAUUGUCACUAGUUGGCAAAGGCUAUCGUUAUGUUCCAUGUUGCUUUCAACUAUAAGAUAUGCUUGAAAGUUUGCAAUUAAGAUUGGCAUUUAGCAUGCACGUGACACAGAUGGGACAAUGAUACUUCUUUCAACACUUGGGUGUA